Molecule: messenger RNA, 480 nt
Organism: Peronospora matthiolae
Lineage: Eukaryota; Oomycota; Peronosporomycetes; Peronosporales; Peronosporaceae
Source: the annotation of a GenBank genome assembly
AUGCGCGUUUUUGGGUGCCAAGCAUACAUCUUGACCCCGAAGGAGAAACGACUCAAGUGGGAUCCCAAGGCCCGGGCUGGAUUGUUUUUGGGCUACGAAGAAGUGUCCAAGGCGUAUCGAGUUUACGACAUCGAAGCGGGGCAGGUGAUGAUAAGUCGCGAUGUCAACUUCGAUGAGUCGGCCUUUGGAAUGUCGAUGAUGAUUUCCGAUGACGAUGUUGAUGGCCUGGACUUCGAAUCGAUCGAUCUUGAUGAUGAAGAACCGCGUCCGAGACACUUCAAACAAACAGGAAAGCGCAAGGCCCAACCCAGUCACGACAAUGACGACGCAAGCAUGCCCCGAGCAGUGCGCCAACGACCCGGAUUGGAAGAGUCAAGUGCGCCGGAUGACCUUGUUGACGGUCAUCGGUUUUCUACCAGUAUUGGUAACCGUGACCGAUCCAAUCCGAACCGCCUGUUCAGCUUAGUAUUUACGACGUAG